AUGGCUUCUCCAUUUUACUUCAAAUCAUUAUCCUCUACUAAUAAUUCAACUUUCUUACUGAUUCUUGUACUCAUAUUUCCAUGUCUGAAACUAGCUGAAUCCCAAGCAAAACUGUGCAGAACAUCCUGCGGAGAGACACCAAUCAACUAUCCUUUUGGCAUUGAUGAUGGCUGCGGCAGCCCUUAUUACAGACACAUCCUCGUAUGCUCAAACUCGGGACAACUCGAACUCAGAACUCCUUCAGGAAGAUAUCCAGUUACUAAUAUCAGUUAUACGGAUCCUUACAUUCUGGUCACUGAUCCAUUCAUGUGGAAUUGCCAAGACCGUGACAAUUUUCGCCCUACCAGACCCUUUAGUCUAGACACCAGCACUCAUUUGCGAUUAUCCUCUCAGAAUGACUACCUUUUCUUCAACUGUAGUGAAAAUGAUGUGAUAAUGGAACCAAAACCCAUGUUUUGCGAACGUUUUCCCGAACAAUGUGAUUCUACAUGUGACAGUGCUAGUUAUCUAUGCCGGCACUUGCCAAGAUGUGCAUUCGCAUUGCGCGAAAGUUCGUGCUGUUCUUACUACCCCAAGGCAACCGAGUCAUUAAGGAUGAUGCUCAAAUAUUGUGCAACUUAUACUAGUAUAUAUUGGAGAAAUCUUGGUAUUACUCCGGGAUACAAUCAGAUCCCUGAAUAUGGAAUCCGGGUUGAUUAUGAAAUUCCAGUGACUACAAGUUGCCUUCGGUGCCAGGAUAAUGUGAAGGGAGGCGGUGUUUGUGGGUUCGAUACAGAAUCUCAGAACUUCUUGUGCUUGUGUAAGAAGGGAAAUGUCACCACCUACUGUGCAGAUCAAACUUUUCAGCAUACUAGUCCUCGAGCAGUAGCAGGGACUGUGACCGCAGUUUCAGUUGCUGGAGCAUUUGGGAUUGGAGGUGGUGUAUGGUAUCUGAGGAAGUUGAGAGCAAAAGCGCCCGUAACACAUGGUGUUCAAAGCAAUGAGAACAGGCUUUUCUGA
Fraxinus pennsylvanica is the source of this 999-nucleotide messenger RNA. The record is from the annotation of a GenBank genome assembly. Lineage: Eukaryota; Viridiplantae; Streptophyta; Magnoliopsida; Lamiales; Oleaceae.